ACGAUGCCACGUUUUCUACUCAUUCACAAGUUUUGUUUAGAUGCCAAAUUUUAAUUAAGUUUUUUGGGUAGUAUAUUUUGCUUUCGUAAUAUGUUUUCUUGACAGCUUUGUAUUUUAAUAAAACUUAUUACACAAAAUGGUUAUUAGAAAAUGUUUUUGAAUUGUUAACUGCAACCUUAGCAGUGUUUCAGAAAACAAACAGACGAGUUGUAAACAUUUCAAAAUAGCAAGAUGGAAAUGUCGGAAAUUACUGACGAUGUUGCAGAAUUUUUUAACUCUGAAUUUGGAGAUGAUAUAAAAAAUAUGCAUAAAAUACAUGAUGUCAUAGAUCGUUUAACAAAGUGUGAGGAAACUCUGGAAUGUGAGAUUUCGCCGCAUAGCAGAGAUCCGUCACAUGUAACAAAGGCUAUGAAAGUCGCGGAAGAGGCUUUAGAAAAUAUCAGAAAACUGCGAGAAAAAUGGGAAAAUUUAGAAAUUUCUGCAACAAGCGAAAUAGAAAAAAUGAGGCCGAUAAAAGAUGAUUUUUAUUCCAAAAUUAAAGAGUUGAAGGAAAUAGAAUCUCUCAAUUCUUAUAUAAAAUGGAUUUUGAAAGUAGAAGAUGAAAAUUUUCGAAUGGAGGAAGCACUUAAAAGCAAUGACAUAUCUCAGAUGGUCGAUAUAUUUUCUAAUUUCAAAGAAUUUUGGACUGUUCUUUGUGGGUCUGACUGUAAAAAUUUAGUUAUGUAUAUAAGAAAAACUAUGCAGUAUUGGUAUGAUGUUCUUAAAGAUAAACUUGGAAAUGAGUUCCAGGCAGUUCUUAACAGUUUACAUUGGCCUGUUUUGUCAACAAACAUAAGGCUGCCUGCCAAUCAGGCAAUUGAUGUUCUGCUGAAAUUCAAGCAGUUAUUUCUCUCUUUGUGUAAAAUUUCCUUACCUGAUACUUAUGUCAGAAUUCAAGAUGUGAAGGACAGUGUGGAAGACACCUCAUUACUGUUGCCUCUUCAACUGAUGCUUCAACCUUUGCAGAAAAGAUUUAUGUUUCAUUUCAUGGGAAAGAAGCCCACUAACCGACUAGAUAAGGUAUUUUUUUAUACAUCGUUAAAGCAUUUGCAUAAAACAAAAAUGUUUAUUGACUAAUUUUA
Messenger RNA from Parasteatoda tepidariorum (common house spider), 1121 nucleotides. RefSeq names its product RAD50-interacting protein 1. Gene Ontology annotation, biological process: retrograde vesicle-mediated transport, Golgi to endoplasmic reticulum; regulation of ER to Golgi vesicle-mediated transport; endoplasmic reticulum to Golgi vesicle-mediated transport. Gene Ontology annotation, cellular component: Dsl1/NZR complex. NCBI's taxonomy places the organism in Eukaryota, Metazoa, Arthropoda, Arachnida, Araneae, Theridiidae. The record is from RefSeq and is a predicted model, not a curated record.